Molecule: messenger RNA, 5739 nt
Organism: Exophiala dermatitidis NIH/UT8656
Lineage: Eukaryota; Fungi; Ascomycota; Eurotiomycetes; Chaetothyriales; Herpotrichiellaceae
Product: E3 ubiquitin-protein ligase TRIP12
Exons: 4
Coding region: 1-5739 (1912 amino acids)
Biological process (GO): proteasome-mediated ubiquitin-dependent protein catabolic process; protein polyubiquitination
Cellular component (GO): nuclear speck
Molecular function (GO): ubiquitin protein ligase activity
Source: RefSeq, a predicted model, not a curated record
AUGGCAAAUCUGCCCGCACGCUCGCCUUCAGACUUCCAACACUCGAAUCGACGUGCUCCAGACACUCUUGCCUCUGCUCAUUCACCUUCAUCUCAGUCACCUUUUUCCCGCAGACCAAGAGUCACUCGUUCAUCCGCAAGGCUCGCUACGGAGUCUGGCGUCUCCCCAACUUCCCCUACCGAGCCGAGUACCUUACCGAAUCAGCCACCGCCGGCAUCGUCGAAAAAACGAAAGGCAUCAAAACGUCGAGCCUCUAGCCCUACCCAGGCCGAAGAGACAAGUCCACCUUCGGCGCGGCGGGGAAAGAGACAGAAGUUGGCCGAGCCGCAGCAAACCCAAUCUACUACCACCCCAACAGUUCCUCCAUCUACUCGCCGAAGAAACGCAGCGAACGAGGCGGCAAUGUCUAAUAAUGGUUCCUCAUCCAAAUUCACAGACGAGCCAACAAAGCAGAUAUCUUCCAAGUCGACUUCAAAACGUCCACCCAGCCGAAACAGCAAGAAGUCGCCCUCAACAGAUGCUGCUACACCAACCUAUCCUGCCUCCUCGCGCCGUUCAAAGAAACGUUUAAGUAAGAAGGAUCGAGAUGCCUUCAUGAAGGACGACGGCGAGGAAGACCACCAGAACGAGAAGGCCGUCAGUGAAGACCGGGGCAGUGUGCCACCAUCUCAGCGGUCAAGCCGGAGCGAUAGCAACGACGGAGACGAUCAGAGUGAGAUGGACGAUGAAGACGGUCCCGAUCCCUUUGCGGCCGCAUUGUUCGGCUCCGGCCGAGGGGCGCCUUCAGGACUGUCAAGCACUCUUAGGGCUCUGAGUGGCAUCAUGAGCGGCAUGUCUUCGCGACUGAGAGAUAUCUUGAACAACCUUCGGCAAGUGGACAACCCUACAUUGCAAAUGAUAGCCCUGGAGGAGUUGUCAAAUUUGCUGUUGGUUUCCAACGAGGAUAACCUCUCUGGCCAAUUCUCGCCGGAUCCCUACGUCAAGGAGCUCGUCGCCCUGAUGCAACCGAAUCCCAUCACAGGCGAGGAAAAUCCGGAGAUCAUGCUCCUGGCUUGCCGCUGCAUCGCCAACUUAAUGGAGGCUCUGCGAGGUUCUGUUGCAAACGUUGUCUAUGGCGGUGCUGUGCCUGUCCUGUGCCAGAAGCUACUUGAUAUCCAGUACAUCGACGUCGCCGAGCAGGCUCUGAGCACGUUGUCCAAAAUCUCCGUCGACUUUCCAGCAUCGAUUGUUCGGGAGGGUGGCUUAACUGCCUGCCUACAGUUCCUCGACUUCUUUGCCACGAGUACACAGCGAACCGCCGUUACCACUGCCGCAAACUGUUGCCGGAACAUUCCGCACGAUACUUUCCCUGUUAUCCGAGAUGUCAUGCCGAUCCUCCUGAACGUCUUGUCUAGCCACGACCAAAAGGUAGUUGAACAAGGCUGCCUUUGCGUCACGCGGGUCAUCAACAGUUUCAAACACAGUCCUAAGAAGCUGGAAGAACUGGUUGACGUGCCACUCCUGAAGGCUAUCCUAGGCCUUCUCCUUCCUGGUACCACAAACUUGAUCGGAGCGAAUAUUCACACCGAGUUUUUGCGUGUGCUGGCAAUUGUGGCCCGGGCCAGUCCCAGACUCUCUGCAGAACUACUGAAGAUGAGCGUUGUCGACACUUUGUACCAGAUAUUGACCGGGGUGUCUCCGCCCUCAGAAACUGCUGAUGCGGCUUCGAAAAUUGACAGCGUGGUCAUCAUGCAGGCCCUGAUCCAUAGACCGCGGGAGCAAGUCUACGAGACUUUGAAUGUCAUCUGCGAACUCCUCCCUCGUCCAAAGUUGGCCAACGACCUGGAUUCUGAAGUCCACGCUGCUCUAGGCGGCCAUGAUCACUCCGACGACGAGGUUGCUUCCGGACGCCAGUCGAGAACUGAGAAGCGAAGACAGCUGCUGGAAGAGUGCAAGCCAGAGACGCGCCGAUUCGCAAUGAUACUCCUCCCAACUCUGACGGACGCCUAUUCAAGCACCGUUAAUCUAAGUGUGCGGCAGAAGGUCCUCAUUGCUCAACUCAAAAUCCUUUCCAACCUCGAAAUAUCCGUCAUCGAGGAAGCUCUUCGGCCGGUGCCAUAUGCGUCCUUCCUUGCCUCGAUCCUUUCGCAGGAAGAUCACCCCAGCUUGGUAAUGUUUGCCCUUCAAGCUUCCGAGUUGCUUUUUGAGAGACUGGAAGACAUUUAUCAGUACCAGUUCCAUCGUGAAGGUGUUAUUGGCGAGAUUAAGAAGCUUGCCGAUCGACCUCUUUCCCAGGAAAACAAGCCUUCUAGUACCUCCCAUGGUGAGGAGCACAACAAUGGAGCUGGCAGCAGUGUUGAAGGUCAUGGUGACGCCAACAAGGCGGACAGCACCACAAGUACUCCGUCCAAGCAUCGACACGACUCCCAUGGUGAGGAUGACGAAGACCAGGACGAGGAUGUGGAUGAGGAUGAUGACGAAGCAGAGCCUGAAGAUGAGGACAAUGAGGAUGACCAUGACGAAGACGACAUUGGUGUCAGACAUGAUCAUGACCUAGACGACUCACAAAGCUCUGACUCCUCUGACGAGGACGAAGUGCCUUCUCCUCUCGCCAUCGCGGGGAUCUCUGACUUGGUGGUGGUGCGCGCCAAAAAGUUCUUGGAGAAGUAUGAUACCACAAAAGGCAGACAACUCAAGGAUAAAGCCUCCAAGAUUCGGGCCAAUCUUCACGAACUGGCCAACGACAUCGAAGCCUUUUACAGCCAGCCACGACAGCUGGAGAGCAGCAAUCAGCUUUUCACUCGUCUGGCUGGUUUCUUCGAUGGAGACGCUCUUGAAAGCAUAACCAGUUCCGAAUUGCUAGAUUCUGGGAUCAUCCGUGUUUUGGUCCAGGUGCUGUCCGACGGGUCGCCUACCGCUCAAAAUACUGCCAGAGCACAUUUUGUCUCAGCCUUCAUGGAAUCAACGAAUCAGAGCAGGAUAACGACGACAUCGACAGCGUCUACAGCUACGCCAUUUAGCGUCCUAAUACAAAAGCUCCAGGACCUGUUGAGUCGCGCGGAGCACUUUGAGGUUCUCACCGUCAACAACAAUGCAUCCGAGCACAGUCGAAGUAGUUCCACUUCAAUGCUUUCACGCCAGAUCCGACUGAGGCUCUCGGCUGACGCUGACAGUGAUAUCCCCCUAAUAUACCGUGAGAUGAUUGUGUCCAUCCAUGCUAUAGCGACAUUCAAAGCCCUGGAUGAUUAUCUGAGGCCUCGCUUUCUCAUGUCCGAGCGCCCGGCAUCAGCUCAGCGCCGUCGGGAUAUGCUGCAGCAGAUAGCGAACGCUCGGCUUGCUCAUCUUUCAGGUGCUGCAGAAUCCGGCUUGUUCUCACCGUUCGGUCAGGGGAUCAAUUCUCCAACCACCCCGGGCAGCGGGGAUUCUCGAUCAGCAUUGCGGCUCUCAUCGCGUGCCAAACAGCAACUAGAGGGAGCUGAGACCGCGACAGACAAGAAGCCCACAGAGAAGUCCGAACGGAGACGGUCUACACGGCGAGGUCAAGCAUCAUCUUCUAGCCUACCGCCUGCAUUAGCCCCGGAACCAAGCACAGAGGAUUCAGGCGACAAGCUCGAAUGCGCCGAUGAAAAGGUCCUGGAAGACGACGAUGGUCCUGAAGGUGAUGGUGGCGGUCUAGAAGCUUUCGUUGACGGUCUUGAGGAUGACGCCUCCGACAGUGACGCGCCUGAACCAGGAGCCGUCAACAUGGAGGUUGGAUCUUCGGGAAAGGUGACCGCUCGCCAGGAGGACGGAACGAGGGUAUUUACACCUCAACCCGGCACACCAGCCCCUGCCAGCACACGACCCGCCUCAUCUGGCCAAUCUCCCGGUCAAACUCCUGCCAGUGGGGGUGGUCGUCCAUCAUAUGCUGCGGCUCUCGCAAGCACGCCACAGGAUUGGCACAUCGAGUUCAGCAUCGAUGGUAAAGUGAUCCCCAACCAGACUACCAUCUACCGAGCCGUUCAUCACAACCGCGAGCACGCCCUGGAACAGAUCUCCCACACUGUCUGGUCAGCCGUCCAUACAGUCAAGUUUCGAAAAGUUCAAGGGCCCCCACCUACUGAGUCUGCUCUCUCUGCAUUGAGUCAGCCACAGAAACAAGGCUCAGAAGGGUUGCCGACAUCGCUCGAUGGCCACCCAGUCACAUCCUCGAUUCUCUCCUUGCUCGGCAUCUUGCAUGAGCUCAAUGCCAACUUGGACGAAAUUCGGGAUUUUAUCGGCGAGUCUGGUUUGAAGCUUCGUCCAGAGUCUCUUGCAUCCUUCAUCAACACCAAGUUGACCGCCAAGAUGAAUCGUCAACUUGAGGAGCCACUGAUUGUUGCCAGCAACUGCUUGCCAGAGUGGAGCGAAGAUCUUGCCAGAGCCUUCCCGUUCCUGUUCCCAUUCGAAACCCGCCAUUUAUUCCUUCAGUCCACAUCGUUUGGCUACUCGCGAUCUAUGAACCGUUGGCAACAUAGUCAAUCGGAGAAUGAUGACCGCCGUGAUCGACGACGAGAUGACAGACCUUUGCUAGGCCGGCCCCAACGCCAGAAGGUCCGCAUUUCUCGUCAUCGCAUCCUUGAAUCGGCCAUGAAGGUCAUGGAUAUGUACGGUGCCUCGCCUAGUGUGCUAGAAGUCGAAUAUUUUGAGGAAGUGGGUACCGGCCUGGGCCCUACACUCGAAUUCUAUUCGACGGUGUCAAGGGAGUUUUCGAAAAAGAAGCUGAAGAUGUGGCGUGAGAAUGACUCGUCCGACCACGACCAAUUCGCGUUUGGGAAGAAUGGGCUAUUUCCGGCCCCGAUGAGCGAGGUGGACAGUCGUGGAGAUGCCGGAAAGAAGCUAUUGUUGUUAUUCAAGGUCCUCGGAAAGUUUGUGGCCCGAUCGAUGCUUGACUCCCGUAUCAUCGACAUAUCCUUCAGCCCGACAUUCUUCAAGGUGGGAGGCGGAAUAUCGACCGUGGUGCCCUCUAUUGGUUUAUUACGAACAAUCGACCGGGACCUGGCGAACUCCCUUUCUCAAUUGCAGCAAUUCGUCAAGGCCAAGACCAAGAUCGAACUUGAUUCUUCCUUGACCCAGGCCGAGAAGGCAGAAGCGAUUGUUAACAUCAUGAUCCAUGAUGCGAAAGUGGAGGAUCUUAUGCUCGACUUUACUCUUCCCGGUUACCCUGGAAUCGAGCUUAUUGAAAAUGGCUCUAAUGUUACAGUGACCAUCGACAACGUCCAGAAAUACAUUGACCGGGUGCUUGAUCUCAGUCUGGGAAGCGGAGUGCGGCCGCAGAUUGAGGCUUUCCAGGCUGGAUUCUCGGAAGUGUUCUCCUACUCCAGUCUCAAAGCAUUCACACCUGACGAGCUUGUCAUGUUGUUCGGCCGUGUGGACGAAGACUGGUCGAUGGAAACGCUCAUGGAUUCUGUCAAAGCCGAUCAUGGUUACAAUAUGGACAGCAAGAGCGUCAAGAAUCUGUUGCAGACCAUGUCGGAGCUCACGCCUGCUCAACGUCGGGACUUCCUGCAGUUUGUCACCGGCAGCCCCAAGCUCCCGAUAGGAGGGUUCAAGAGCCUGACACCGAUGUUUACCGUCGUUUGCAAACCUAGUGAACCGCCUUAUACGUCGGACGACUACCUACCUAGCGUCAUGACGUGUGUCAACUAUCUCAAGCUGCCAGAUUACUCUUCGCAGGAAGUGUUGAAGGAACGGUUGUUUGUGGCCAUUCGGGAAGGCCAGGGGGCAUUCCAUUUGUCCUAA